UUUAUAACAAAUUAUCAUGAUAAAUAUAUUGCAUAUGAUACAAUAAUGUUAUUAUCAUUAACAUUAUCAUUAUCAUUAAUCAUACAACAACAACAAAUUGAUUGGAAUUUUUAUGAUGAUAUUGUUCAACGGGAUUUUUAUAUACAAAUUAAUCGUGUUGGUGAUCAUAUUUGUCAAACAACAACCACGAUAACCACAACAACUUCUUCGAAAACAACAAAAAAUUCCACUCCAGAUGAUAUUAGAAGUUUAAAAUUUCCGAAAAAAUCUGUAGAAAAACCAAAACAAUAUUGCUAUCAUUCAGAUGUUUAUUAUUGGCAUCAAAUGAAUCGUUGUUGUGGUUGGCAAUCACCCUAUGACCUAAUUGGUAUUGUUAAAUUUAAUAAUACUAAUGGUCGUGGUCGUGGUAAUGUUAAUGAUGAUUUUGAUGAUAAUCAUGGUAAUGAUGAUCAGAAUAACCGAUAUCGUUUACCGGAAUUUUGUUGUGAAACAUUAAUUAAUAAUCAAUAUCAUGGAAUUAUCAAAAAUAUGUGGUUAAAAAAUUUAUAUAAACAGCAGCAGCAGCAACAACCAAAUUAUUGUUUUAUUGGAUCAAUAUUUAUGUUUAAUCGUACUUGUAAAGUACUUUAUUAUGGUAAUGCAUUCAAUACAAAUCGACAGCAACAACAAAGUUUAUCAUCAACAUCGAGAACAUCGAUAUUAUCAUUACGUAAUUUAUCAUUGAUUAAUCAUCCAAUAGAAUUGAUCUAUAUUUUAUUAAAAUUAAUUAUAACAUUCAUUUAUACUUAUUAUAAACAGCAUUUAUUACCACAAAUUGAAGGACCAUAUUCAUUUUAUUUAUCACCAUGA
Dermatophagoides pteronyssinus (European house dust mite) is the source of this 849-nucleotide messenger RNA. RefSeq lists its product as uncharacterized. The record is from RefSeq and is a predicted model, not a curated record. Lineage: Eukaryota; Metazoa; Arthropoda; Arachnida; Sarcoptiformes; Pyroglyphidae.